Molecule: messenger RNA, 1176 nt
Organism: Lichtheimia ornata
Lineage: Eukaryota; Fungi; Mucoromycota; Mucoromycetes; Mucorales; Lichtheimiaceae
Exons: 1
Coding region: 1-1176 (391 amino acids)
Source: RefSeq, a predicted model, not a curated record
AUGGCAUAUACAAAUACUUCUCCUGAUGGGUCUUCUUGUGAGGUGACCAAUGAUGACAAUGCAAUGAUGCAAAUGCUUGAAUGUAUUCCUUCGUCGUUGGCUCCUUCGGUUCGAAAUCAGCAACCUAUUACCACAGAUCAUGCAGCCUCAGCUAGCCCUCUUCAUCCUCAGGGCAGCUAUUUGGAGAGGGUGGAACAUCUUUGUGCUAGUACUGAAAAGUACUCAUACCUUUUAGCUGUCAAUGGCUACCACCAUCAUCCUUUAUUCAUGCAUUCACAAGGCCAUGGCGAUAUAGACCAAUCCCAGCUUAACGGCAGGUUUCCGUGUCAGCAAGGAUAUUAUAUCACCACCGAUGGCAUUCUUUUCUCACCGCCGUUAUCAGCAUCACCCGCCUUGUCAUCACACUUUGAUACAAUAAACAACCCCACCACCACUACGACAUCCACGUAUCAUGAAAAUUGCGAACAACCCGAUCCUCUCGUUAUCCCCGAUGCAUCAACGUCUUCCAACCUUGUAUCACUGUCAUCAUCCAUCGGCAUGAAAAAAAGUGGGAGCGAUUUGCUGAACACGUGUUACAACGAAGCACCUGAUCAACAAGAUUGUGGUGGUGGUGGCGCGAAUAAUAGAAAAGAGGACUACCUCCUGUUAACCCCACCAUCAGCAACCGAUACCCCUCAUCCUUUGCGUCAUUUGUCGCCAUCAUAUGAUUUAGCAGCAACAUCAUCGAGUACAACUACUACUGCCAGUGGCAAUAAUCAACACGAACCACAAUCCUUGUUUUGCCAACAGGUGUCUGGUGGUUUUGCUUGUACGACUACCAGCACCAGUAACAGCCAGUGUAACAAGCGCAGCAGCGGGUCUGUUGCCAAGAGCAAUUCCUUGGAAACACAGCGUCCCUAUGCAUGUGGCAUAUGUGAUGGGACAUUUAAACGCCCACAGGAUCUGAAUCGUCACCUACGAAGUGUUCAUGGACCAAGGAUUCAUAUCUGCCUUGCAUGCCAACGCACGUUUUCUCGUAAAGACAGCUUGAAUCGACAUCAAGAAUCAGCUUGUAAAGGUAGGGCCAAGCAACAUCGUCACCAGAAAACAGGACACCGGCUGUCAGGCAAUAACAACAUCCACGUGAACGUUCCGGAGCUUCGUCGCCUUGAAUACAUGAAAUUUCGCACGCUUUGA